CGCGCCUGGUAACACUAUUUGACAGUCAUAACUGCCUUGAUCUUAACUUUUAUAUAUAUUUUACAGUAAAUACUGAAAACAGGAGGAAAAGUCGAGGAUUUUGAAUUGCAAGAAGGGACAAUGCAAUCCACUAGCCUUUUUCUGGCUGUAAUUUUCCUUAUAAGCUUGGCCCAAAUCGAUGGCCUCCUGCGCCGCUGCUACCAGUGCCGAUCCCGCGGCGAGUUGGGCAGCUGCAAGGAUCCGUUCAGCUUCAAUGCCACGGAUGUGGAGCAGGAGCCGGGCCUGGCGGCCAUUCCCUGCGCCAGCGGCUGGUGCGGCAAGGUGAUUGAGGGCGGCGGCACCUAUGCCAUCGACGACUACGACCUGGCCAUCCAGCGGAUGUGCGUGCAGCGCGGUCCGGAUGACAACAUGGACCGCUGUGCGGACACCAUCUACAACUACAAGAAGGUCUACAUGUGCUUCUGCCAGGGCGACCUGUGCAACGGGGCGAGGAGCUGGUCCAGUCCACCUCCGAUCCUUCUGAUCCUAAUCCUGCCCCUGCUCGCAUCGAUGCUUGCUAUAGAUUUGUUAUAGUUUUUGCUUACUGUUGUCGGAGCACUCACAUACACUGCCAAAAUAAUAAAAAUAAUUGGAAAAAUAAAAUAACAUAUUAGGAUACUCGACUUAAUUUUAAG
Messenger RNA from Drosophila gunungcola (fruit fly), 674 nucleotides. RefSeq lists its product as uncharacterized. NCBI's taxonomy places the organism in Eukaryota, Metazoa, Arthropoda, Insecta, Diptera, Drosophilidae. The transcript has 2 exons. The coding region runs from base 121 to 573 and encodes 150 amino acids. The record is from RefSeq and is a predicted model, not a curated record. Gene Ontology annotation, biological process: regulation of synaptic transmission, cholinergic; positive regulation of voltage-gated potassium channel activity; sleep.